UAUUCAAGCACAUGGAAACAGUGAAUUGAUGGACAUGCUUAUGUGAUUUUUGUUUUCCAUUUAACUUCAACAUUUAAUACUAUUUGGAUUUUUUGAAGUCCCCUUGUUUGUAAAGAGUUGUUUAUAUUUGUACCAUCUUGUCUGAUGUAUGUCUGUCUCUCACUCACCUGGUUUAUCCUUGGUAGAACUACUAGAUACCCCCUGGUUAGACCGUUGUGAAAUAUGUGGUAGGCACCAGGCAUCACUGUGUGCAGAUUGCAUGUUCUCCUUGUGGGAGCUUCAGUUUCCUGUCACAGUCCAAAGACAUGCAAGUUAGGUGGAUUGGUUAUGCUAAAUAAGCUGCAGCUGUCCCACAAUCCCUAGUUAAGAAAAUGAAUGGAUAAUUCUUAAUAAAGUGGUAGUUAUAGCAACAUUAUUGAGCUUAUUUUUUUAACUUAGUUUUCAUGUUCUCCUCACGUCCAUGUGGGUUUGUUCUGGAUGAUCUGGUAUCCUCGUGUAUGUGUGUGUGUGUUCACCCUGUGAUGGGCUGGCACCCUGCCCAGUGAUUAUUUCUGUUUGAUGCUUAUUGGCAUAGGCUGCAGAUUUUCAUGACCCUGAUCAGGAUAAGCAGGUUUGUAAGAUUGAUGGAUGGAUGGAUGUGUUAUUUUCAUUUUCCGGCUAAUGUUUUGUUUUCUUGCUAUAUGGAAAAGGCUGCAGUUUGUAACAUCAUACUUCUUUUCACAGCAUCAUGUUGUCGUCGUUUUAAUUUGGGCACCAGCAUUUUGAGUUUGUUGUGGCUCUCAUUACAUACUAUCUAUUGACGACUAGAAGAGGUGACAUGUUGCAUCAUUCACUGCUGGUAUACAAGAUGUUAUUUAAGAAGGCGAGGUGGCCCCUAUAAAACCAAGCCAGCCACAGACCUGAGGCACUGGAGGCUUUCCAAUGUUGAAGGGAGGCAGUGCUGGACCUUUGAGGAUGACCGGGCCUCUGCACAGCGAGAACAGACUUUGUUGGAAGUGCACUGUUUGGGAAGCGAUAAUAAGACAUUUCCAAAUUAUCAACCUGCUAGUAAUGCACAAGAAGCAGCCCUCAAUGGCAUGAUGUUUUACAGUAUCAUACAAGCCGAAGAUGGACACUGGACUGGAGACUACGGAGGUCCACUCUUUUUACUUCCAGGUCUACUGAUUACCUGCCAUGUUGCGAAGAUUCCACUGCCUGAAGCCUGGAAGGCUGAGAUGGUACGCUAUCUGCGUUCUGUCCAACUCCCGGAUGGAGGCUGGGGCCUGCAUAUUGAAGACAAGUCCACAGUGUUUGGCACAGCCUUAAAUUACACUGCUCUGAGGAUUUUAGGAGUUGAGCCUGAUGAUCCUGACCUUAUACAUGCCCGAUCCAAUCUUCACAAGAAAGGAGGAGCUGUUGGAAUUCCUUCAUGGGGUAAAUUUUGGCUGGCAAUCCUGAAUGUUUAUAGUUGGGAUGGAAUGAACACUCUUUUCCCAGAAAUGUGGCUGUUCCCUCCCUGGAUGCCAGCACAUCCCUCAACCCUAUGGUGCCACUGCAGACAGGUCUACCUUCCCAUGAGUUACUGCUAUGCUGUACGACUUACAGCUGAAGAGGAUGAGCUUAUCCUUAGCUUGAGACAGGAGCUGUAUAUUCAAGACUACUCAACCGUCGAUUGGCCGUCACAGAGAAAUAAUAUUGCUCCUUGUGACAUAUAUACUCCUCACAGUGGACUGCUGUCAUUGGCUUACAUCAUUCUCAACAUAUAUGAGAAAUAUCACAGCACAUCGCUAAGGAAAAAGGCUAUUGAUGAACUUUAUGAGCAUAUCAAGGCUGAUGACAGAUUCACCAAAUGCAUCAGCAUUGGGCCGAUUUCCAAAACAAUUAACAUGUUAGUACGCUGGUAUGCAGAUGGUCCCACAUCUCCUAUAUUUCAGGAGCACAUCUCUAGAAUCUCUGACUAUCUGUGGAUGGGCCUUGAUGGCAUGAAAAUGCAGGGAACCAAUGGCUCUCAGCUCUGGGAUACCGCCUUUGCUGUACAAGCUUUUCUUGAGGCAGGAGCUCAGGACAAAUCCGAAUUUGUAGAUACUCUCAAACAUGCCCAUGAGUUCUUAAGAAUUUCCCAGAUACCUGAAAAUCCACCAAAUUAUGUAAAGUAUUAUCGUCAAAUGAAUAAGGGAGGCUUUCCCUUUAGCACCCGGGACUGUGGGUGGAUUGUUGCUGACUGCACAGCUGAAGGGCUGAAAUCUGUGAUGCUGCUUCAGGAAAAAUGCCCUUUCAUCACAAACCACAUAUCUCAGGAACGGUUGUAUGAUGCUGUCAAUGUGCUGCUAAACAUGAGAAACUCUGAUGGUGGUUUUGCUACUUAUGAGACUAAACGGGGUGGCAGACUAUUGGAGCUUUUAAAUCCAUCAGAAGUGUUUGGUGACAUUAUGAUAGACUACACGUAUGUCGAAUGCACAUCUGCAGUGGUGCAGGCUCUCCGGCACUUUCAAGAGAAGUUCCCUCAACACAGAACACAAGAAAUCAAGAACACAUUGCAAAGGGGUCUGGAGUACUGCAGAAACUCACAAAGAAAUGAUGGCUCAUGGGAAGGGAGUUGGGGAGUAUGCUUUACAUAUGGAACCUGGUUUGGUCUAGAAGCAUUUGCUUGCAUGGGUCACAUCUAUCAGAAUGGUUCUGCCUGUCAGGAAGUCAUGGCUGCAUGUGAUUUCCUGCUAUCUAAACAAAUGGAGGAUGGUGGAUGGGGGGAAGACUUUGAAUCUUGUGAACAGAGAAAAUAUAUUCAAAGUGACCAGUCUCAGAUACACAGUACCUGUUGGGCACUUCUGGGGCUAAUGGCUGUCAGAUACCCUUAUGUUCAUGUGAUAGAGCAAGGAAUACAACUUUUGAUAAAAAGACAACAACCUAAUGGUGACUGGCCUCAGGAGAAUAUUGCUGGUGUAUUCAACAAGAGUUGUGCUAUCAGCUACACCUCCUAUCGCAAUGUGUUUCCCAUCUGGACUCUAGGACGUUUUGCUCAGCACUAUCCUUCCAGCUCUUUGGCUGGAAAAUGCAAAGUGUGACUUCGGAGACUACUAGAUGGAUUUCAACCUUAUCAGAUAUGUAUUAUACAUACAAAAUACUUGUAAAAUUUCAUAUACGUCAAUGAAGUCUGAAGAAUCAGUUAUAUUUUACAAGAAUUAUAAGUUUAUUUUUUAAAGAAAUCUUUCUGAAUUAUAUGACCACUCUGUAUUAAUACUGCCAUGCAAUACCAGUCAUUAACUUGAUCAUUCAGAAUUGCUAAUAUAAUAUCUUAAAUAUUCCAGGCAUGUUGAAAGGAGAAAGAUAAGAAGACUGCUUUAUAUGUCAAAAGAACUUUUAUUUUUGCUGCUUAGCCUGGUGCAUUUCCAAGAAGAUGACAACUCCCAGCGUUUCACUCACAAAUCAGUGUCAAACUGAACACAAUAUACAGGAAACCUAGAAGCUGAAGAAAUUUGUAAUAAUUACUGGAUGAAAUCUUUAGGUUAUCUUAAGAAACAGCUAAUAACCACAGCACACGCUUGACAGAGAAAACAAAAGAAACAGGAAGUAGUUUGACAGAAACAUGGGGCAUUGUCGCUACCCGAUCUGCAUGCCUACCCGAUUUGCGUGCGCGCAGGCGUAUUGAAAGCCUAGCAUGCCGUAAAGUGUUAAUGCAUGCGUUAAACAGAUUGGGCAGCACCGUAAAGUGAGCGAUGAUGUAUUCGUUCUAUACGUAUGUAAUAACACACUCCACAUGCGCUUAAUUAAAAAAAAUAAAUAAAUAAAUAAAUAUAUAUAUAUGCUAAACAUUUCGCUUUACGGCAUGGAUCGAUCUCAACUGCACAUGUCGAUACACAACUGACAGUAUAGUAUUUUCAUUUCAAUACUUGUAAUAGUUGACCGUAAUGAUAUUAUUAAAUAUUCAUUGUACAUUCUGUUUUCAGGGCUGAAUUAAGCUUGUCGUACUCCUCAUUAUAAACGUUAAUUGUUUAUCACUGAUAUCUCUUCGUUUAGUUUAUAUAGCACUUCUUUUUUCAGUUCCCAUUGUACAAAGAAGUAUAUCACCAUUGCAUAUGUUGUUAUAGUCUACAUAUAAAAAAUAAAUGACGGUUUUAAAAAUGUAUGUAUUCAAGUACUUGAAUUAACUCGUGUCAACCUUACGUUGCAUUUAAAUUCCAUUGUCAAAUAGUUCAGAUAUAUAACAAUACAAUAAAUAAAGUGUGAACUAAAAACUGAGCAAUCAUACAAAAUAUGUUCAAAAUAUUGGCAAGAUGUCAUAUAUACAGUAAUGUUAAAGUAACCAGGAUUAUUAUUGCAUAAAUGCACAGCAGUAUAGAUUAUUAUUGCAUUUUAGUAAAUAGUCAUUACACAUGACCUACACUACCUAAAUUAAUUGUACAUGAUCAAUGAAAACGAUUUCAGAUGGAGUAGAUAUACAAGUUCAAUAAGUUUAUAGCGUUAGACAAAAAAAAAAAACUAACUUUUUUUCCCAUUUGUAGCAUACAGAUUGAUCUGAAAUAGCUGCCUGAUGGGAGAAACUCAAAACAAGUUCUGUCCAAGAUGAGUGUUCUCCUUGAUGAUGUUUUUGCCCUUCUUACAAAGGGAAUCUUGUACAGAUGAUCAAGUGAUUGCAGUUCAGUUCCAUUAAACGUCCUGUGAUGUUUUUAUGAUCCACUACAGGGCUUGUUUGGCAGGUUUGGUGCAACUGUUGUACCAGGCUGUUAUGCAGUUAGUCAAAAUAAACUGUUGAUGUACUUUUCA
Molecule: messenger RNA, 4740 nt
Organism: Polypterus senegalus (gray bichir)
Lineage: Eukaryota; Metazoa; Chordata; Cladistia; Polypteriformes; Polypteridae
Gene: lss
Product: lanosterol synthase (2,3-oxidosqualene-lanosterol cyclase)
Exons: 22
Coding region: 1077-3041 (654 amino acids)
Biological process (GO): cholesterol biosynthetic process; triterpenoid biosynthetic process
Cellular component (GO): lipid droplet
Molecular function (GO): lanosterol synthase activity
Source: RefSeq, a predicted model, not a curated record